AAACCUUCCAUCUCUCGGGUCUCCUCAGCAGCGUCCGCCAUCUUGGCGUGUCCGCUCUGCAAGGAGCCCCCGCGGAAACCCUUCCCCGGCACUUUUGGUUCCGGGCGAAACGUUGGCCUCUACGAAAGGACGGGCCGCAGAAGCUAUGAGAGCAUAUCUGCCCACAUGUCUGAUGAAGAGAUUUACUGAAUUGGGCUUCCUCCUGUGAAUGAUAACUGUGGACAGUAUAACUGAAAUCUCUUCCUGUCCCAUAUCUUUCCAAUUAAAUCAAAAACUUCAUUUCAUUGUUUAACGAAACUGCAAAGGCUUCCAGGAAAAUUUCUUUAUAAUCUAAAUUGUUUCAGUAGAAAUCGUUAAGGCACCUGACAACAAGAUGCUGCGUUAUUGGGGUGAGAUCCCAAUCUCUUCCAGCCAGGCCAACCGCAGCUCCUUUGACUUGCUUCAGAGGGAAUUUCGAACUGUGGAGGUCCAGGAUCCUCCUCUGCAUCAGCCUUCGGCUAACAAGCCCAGGCCCACUACGAUGCUGGACGUUCCCUCGGAGCCUUGUAGCCUCACCACUCACACUAUCCAGCUGAUCCAGCACAAUCGAAGGCUGCGUAGCCUCAUUGCCACAGCUCAGGCUCAGAACCAACAGCAAAUGGAGGGCAUAAAGAUAGAAGAAAGCGAGCCUUUGCCGAACUGCCCUGGCUCCCCACCUCCUCCUGACGACUUGCUUCCGCUCGAUAGCAAAACACCCCGGAUGCCAUUUCAGUUGAGGCACAGUGAUCCAGAAAGUGACUUUUACAGAGGCAAAGGAGAACCAGUAACGGAGUUAAGUUGGACUUCCUGCCGCCAGCUUCUCUACCAGUCCAUAGCUACCAUUUUGGCUCAUGCAGGCUUUGAAUGUGCCAACGAGAGCGUCAUAGAGACUCUGACAGACAUUGCUCAUGAGUACUGCUUGAAGUUUACGAAGCUGUUGCGUUCUGCAGUGGACCGAGAAGGCCGGCUUGGGCAAACCCCUUUCCCAGAUGUCAUGGAACAGGUCUUCCAUGAAGUGGGCAUUGGUAGUGUGCUCUCUCUACAGAGCUUCUGGCAACACCGGAUUAAAGAUUAUCACAGCCAUGUGCUACAGAUCAGUAAGCAACUCUCUGAAGAGUAUGAAAAGCUUGUGAAUCCUGAGAAGGCAGCUGAAGAUAUGAAACCUGUGAAGAUCAAGGAGGAGCCAGUCAGUGACAUCACCUUUCCCAUGAGUGAAGAGCUGGAAGGGGAUUUAGCCUCUGGGGAUCAGUCUUUGCCUGUUGGAGUGCUUGGAGCGCAGAAUGAGCGUUUCUCAGCCAACCUGGAAGCAGAGGCAUCUCCACAGACAUCAGGUGGUGAGGUGAAUACCUCCCCUCUUUGGAAUUUGGCCCCAGUGAAAAUGGAACCACAGGAGAGUGAGGAAGGCACCGUCCAUGGUCACCACGGAGUCUUGGGCAGUGAUGUGUUUGAGGAACCCAUGUCAGGCAUGAGCGAAGCAGGCAGGCCACAGAGCCCAAACGGCUCCGAAAGCAGCUAUGGUUCUCAUUCCCCAGAUAGCUUGAUGGGAUCUUCACCAGUUUUCAAUCAACGCAGCAAGAAGAAGAUGAAGAAGAUGUGAACUUGGAUCUGUGGGUGAUGACAGAAGGAAAUGAUUUUUCAAAGUACCUGGUAGAACAUAGGCUGCUGAUCAACAAGAAGAGUUAUUAUUUAGUAGAGAUGUUUUGGAUUUCCUUAUAGCUCAAAGCCUUUACUAUCAAACUGAGGUGACUUGCUGAGAAAAGGUGGUAGAACUUUAUUAAAACCAACUGUGGUGGUAAAAAAGUACAUAAAUUUCAAAAAAUGAAGUGGAAUAUAUUAGUUUUUGUAAUUCUAAUGCCAUAUGUUUAUAUUUCAAAAGAUUACGCUUCUGGUACCAUAUUUUUGUUUGCCUCUAUCAAGGGUGGGGACUACAUGUCCUUAAAGGGGCUGCUGAGCUGCAAUUUUCAUUCACUCUUGAUGAUGUAGGUGGUCCUGAAGGGAGUUGUAGUCCAGGAUCUAAAGAUACCCAUGUUCCCUAUUCUUUGACUGUAUAAUGCUACUGUUGGCAUAUAUGUCUGUUUCAACAGAAUGGCCUCCUUGCUUCUUGUACCCAUUUAGUCUGUGCUUACAGUAUUUAAAGAUAUUGAUUGUCCAUUGCUGAGAGCUAGCUUUGAAAAAUAAAACCCUGGAGGAACUCAGGAAUGAUUUACUUUUAUUUCUUUUAAUUCUGUCCCAAUUUUGUCUGCUCUUCCUGGAAACAGCUUGCUGUUGGUUUAUUAUGUUAAUGUUGAGGUUCCUUUAAACUGUUUUUUCUUCAGAAAGGAGACAUGCUACAUGUUUAAUCAUUUUCAAAGUCAGUAAUAUUUUCAUGUGUCUUUGAGUUCCAUUGUUGGAAAUAAUGUGGAACAGACAUUUUAAAAGUAUGCACACAAAUCCUCAUUUAAACAUCAUUCAGUGUGCUUGAUAAUAAGCAACCUAAUGUGAUCUGAAGCACCAUGGAGACUUUAAUAUUGCCCAUCAUGCCUCCACUUUCGUUUUAAAACCACAGCAUCAUCUUGUUUUGGAAAUGGGGCAAGAGGUCUCACCCUACUACACAUAUUUAUACAGUGUUAAAGUAAUUGUACAAACCUGUUUAUAGCUAUAAACAAUAUUGCAUAUCUGCAUAAUAUUGCAUAAUAAAUUGUUGUUGGAUACCUUUA
Molecule: messenger RNA, 2714 nt
Organism: Anolis carolinensis (green anole)
Lineage: Eukaryota; Metazoa; Chordata; Lepidosauria; Squamata; Anolidae
Gene: supt7l
Product: SPT7 like, STAGA complex subunit gamma
Exons: 5
Coding region: 374-1615 (413 amino acids)
Cellular component (GO): SAGA complex
Molecular function (GO): protein heterodimerization activity; transcription coactivator activity
Source: RefSeq, a predicted model, not a curated record